Messenger RNA from Anopheles bellator, 943 nucleotides. Its product is annotated as succinate dehydrogenase [ubiquinone] cytochrome b small subunit, mitochondrial-like. Gene Ontology annotation, cellular component: membrane; mitochondrial envelope. The record is from RefSeq and is a predicted model, not a curated record. NCBI's taxonomy places the organism in Eukaryota, Metazoa, Arthropoda, Insecta, Diptera, Culicidae. Gene Ontology annotation, biological process: tricarboxylic acid cycle; mitochondrial electron transport, succinate to ubiquinone. The coding region runs from base 98 to 571 and encodes 157 amino acids. Gene Ontology annotation, molecular function: heme binding; ubiquinone binding. The transcript has a single exon.
UUUCACUGAGGAUCGACUCGAAACGAAAAUAGGUGUUCGAAAGAAAACAUAGGCUCUCCUAAUACAUAAUCCGCUUUGCAAAUCAGUUUCGUUGGUGAUGUUGGCCGCCGGGAGAAAAGCUGUACAAACCAGUGCGUUCUACGCACCGCUGUUUUCGUCCCAAAUCAAACCCAGACCGUUUACCGUCAUCGCAUUGCGUCGGUUUGCCGUGUCUCCAGCCCGGAACGCUAGCGCAGGAGGGAGCAGCAAUGUUGGCUUGUGGAGGGCGGAACGCGUCCUGUCCGUGGCACUGCUCGGUGCUUUACCAGUCGGCCUUAUGUAUCCUUCAUAUGCCGGGGACACACUGAUUGCCGUAAGCAUCGUGAUGCAUCAGCACUGGGGCCUGGAAGCUAUUGUGACGGAUUACGUGCGACCGAUCCUGUUUGGAAAAACCGUGCCGAAGAUAGCGCACGGCUUGCUGCUCAUCUUAUCGGCGGCCACACUGGGUGGAUUGCUCCAUUUUAAUUACAAUGAUAUCGGCAUUGGGGCAUGUGUCAGGAAAUUGUGGAAGACGAAGGCAAUAGAACAUUAGAACAACAGACACUCACCUUAAAACGACGGCGGGUUGUUAAUUGCUGCAAAAUCGACCGAAAAAAAUCAUACUUUAGUAAAGGUUAUGUAAUUCUUAUUUAUGCAAAGAAAACGAAAAUAAAAAGAAGAAAAGUAGGGAAUAAUUGUCUUUUUGGCGCAAAUUUAAUGGUGUCCAAGUUAUAUGGACAUAUGCAAAUUGCUUCAUAAUAUAACCUAGUUUUUGCAGAUGGCAGAGAUGCUGUCAAUUUGAGGUCGAUUUUUUAGAGACUUUUCUCCACUGAUUUCUCACAUUUUUGUAGGUGGUAAUUCUUCUUGAUUCACACAUAGUUCAUCCCGGCGGAGCCUUCAUGUAAAGUGCACAACUGAAUCAGUU